CUCAUGGAAAAGGCUCGCUCUCCUCGUUCGGCUGCGCUGGACACGCCAGAGGCUGUUCAAAACAGAAAGAGCUUCUCGGUCAGUCAUCUGCUGGACCUGGGAGAGGCAGCCGGCAUGAACGGUGGGACGGAGCCGGCGAGAGGGGCGAGAGAGGCCGGCAGGAGGAUGAAGGAUCAGGCCGGGCUCGGCGACAGCGGAGGAGGGGAGGCGGCUCGGCAGAACGUUGUGAGACGGAUUCUAAAUGCAGAUCUCCAGAAAGAGAGAAAGAAGCAGAGGAGGAACCGGACAACGUUUAACAGUUCACAACUACAGGCGCUGGAGAGAGUCUUUGAGAGGACACAUUAUCCAGAUGCAUUUGUCCGGGAGGAGCUGGCCAGAAGGGUUAAUCUGAGUGAGGCGAGAGUGCAGGUCUGGUUCCAGAAUCGAAGAGCAAAGUUUCGAAGGAAUGAACGAGCGUCCUUAGCCAGCAGGACAGUCUCGCUCCUCAAAUCCUAUGGCACAGAAGCAGCCAUCGAGCAGCCUGUAGCCCCCCGGCAGGCCUCCCUGAGCACUGAAUUCCUCUCGUGGUCGGCAAACCCAUCCUACAGCCCAGUGCCAUCGUAUAAUUCGAAUGGAUCAAGCAGCAGCAGUCCUGGAGUGUCAAUGGCAAACAGCAUUGCCAAUCUACGAUUGAAGGCCAAAGAAUUCAGCCUCCAGCGAAGCCACGUAACUCCCAUCAACUGAUCCCAGGCUGGCCUGGGACAAAGCCGAGUGCUCGGGACAUUCAGACACGGGACAACAUGCUCGGGAUACAUUCUAACCCAGGUCAGUGUGCUCAGGGCACGCUUUCAUCCAGGAUAACAUGCUUGGCCCAUUCUGACCUGGGACAACCUGCUUGGGCACACGGAUCCAGGCUGGCGUGCUCAGGAUGCUCUAACCCAGGACCACAUGCUUGGCACACUCUGACCCAGGAUAAGCUGCUUGGGAUCCCCUUACACUGGACAAUGUGUUCGGGACUUGGCAACCCAAGAUAACGUCAGGUUCUAAUUUAGGAUGACAAGCUCAAGACACACUGACCCAAGGUAAUGUGCUCAGGACGCACUCUGACCCAGGGCAAAAUGCUUGGGACAAUUUGACUCCAUAUGUUCAAGCCCCAGGACAAGCCUUGUACCUAGUGAUUCUGGUUACUCCUUCAUGGACUCCUACAGUUUGCUACGUCUCCUUGGACACAAGUGUUCUGUGGUGACCAGUGCGUCAUGAAGCGAUUGCAGAUAUCACUUUGAAUGUUUCUUGGUGUUGUUUAUUUGAGUCUUUGGGCUGUGUGUUGAUUGGUUGCUGAGCUCCCGUUCCAUAGCCUCUCUUUCCCAACCACCAAAAUGGAAUCCAAGGCAUUCCUACUUCAUUUUGUACCCCAAUAAAUGAGUUGUACUCUGACUGCCGUGGGGUGACAUUUACUCAGAGCUCAGUCACUAUCCAAAUGCAGCAAGUGAAACGGGUGCAAGUUCCACUUGGCAUGUUGUCUCACGGGGGCAGGGGUUCCUCGGGCACCAGUGGUCCUUGGGUACUUGUACCUGCAGGUCCGCUUGCUUCACGUGAGCCCAGACAUAAGGGCGGCUCAGUGGCUCAGCUGGUAGGGCUUCUGCCUCACAGCUCCAGGGAACAAACAUGGAACAUGAAACAGUACAGCACAGGAACAGGCCCUUCAGCCCACAAUGUCUGCCAACACGAUGCCAAAUUAAACUAAAUCUCUCCUGCCUGCACGUGAUCCAUAUCCCUCCAGUCCCUGCAUCUUCAUGUCUCUCUCUAAAAGCCUCUUAAGCACCACUAUUGUAUCUGCUUCCAUCACUACCCCUGACAGCCUGUUCCAGGCACCCGCCACUCUCUGUGGACUUGCCCUGCACACCUCCUUUAAACUUUCCUCCACUCACUUGAAAUGCAUGUCCUCCAGUAUUUGAAAUUUCUACCCUGGGAAAAAGAUUCUGACUUCCGGUGCUGUCUGUGUGGAGUUUGCACGUUCUCCCUUUAACUGUGUGAAUACUCUGGUUUCUUCCCAUGUCAGAAGGACCUGUGGAUUAGUAGGUACAUUGCCCCUAGGGGGUGAGUGAGCAGUAAAAUCCAGGGAGAGUUGAGGGCCAUGUGAUGAGAAUAAACUGUGAUUAAAGUAAGAUCAGUGUAAACAGGUGCUUGAUGGUCAGCAUGGAUUCGGUGGGCCGAAGGGCCUGUUUCCAAGCUGUAUGACUGAAUAACAUUGAGAAACAAGAGCGAGGAAGUACAUGUCAGAUAAUAACAGCCCUCUGUGAACAAACUUUUAUCCUGUCUAAUACUUUGGCCAAUUAUUUCCUAUCUGUCAUCUUUGGGUAUGGACUCAGUCACCAGAGAAAACAUCAUAAAGUUUAUUAAAAUUUCUGAUAAUUUUCUUUCUGAUCCUUAGCCACGUGAAAGGAAUGAACUUACAUCCCAGAACUCUCAAAAGGCCUCACAAUGACACAUAGGUCAUACCAGUCCAGCCUGGGUUUAAACCUUGACCCCACAGGUGAAAGAUCAAUGUCUGUGGCUGGGGUCAAAGUGUCAUCACAAAAUAGAAAUACUUUGCACGAUCAUAAAAAAAAUGUUUGGAACAAAGUGUGCAGCAAGGAUGAUACUUGUACAAAGCGUUAUUUUGCAAUGAAUUUAUGCAUGUAAUGUUUAAUUGUUUCACUAAAAACAAAUCUGUUGAAUAAAUAAUGUUUAAAUAUUA
Molecule: messenger RNA, 2716 nt
Organism: Pristis pectinata (smalltooth sawfish)
Lineage: Eukaryota; Metazoa; Chordata; Chondrichthyes; Rhinopristiformes; Pristidae
Product: paired mesoderm homeobox protein 2-like
Exons: 4
Coding region: 4-723 (239 amino acids)
Biological process (GO): regulation of DNA-templated transcription
Molecular function (GO): DNA binding; DNA-binding transcription factor activity, RNA polymerase II-specific
Source: RefSeq, a predicted model, not a curated record